UGCAUCCCGGUGUGCCAUGCAGCUAGCUAGGUCUCAGUAAAUGUUAUGAGUUAACGACUAGGAGCAGAGUUCAUUUUGAAAUGGAAAACUAUAAAGCAGCAAUGGUUCUCGUGGAAGUCGGUAAUGCAGUGGGGUACCAAAACACGCGCCAGGGCUAUUGGAAAUGUUUGCAGAAAUUCAAGGAGUUUGAGGACACUCAUUAUCUGGACAAAGUAGUUCAGCCGCCUGCUCAAUGGGAAGUUCCCUUGGAUAUAUUAAUGCACAUGGCAACGGCUGAAGUUCUUACUGCGGGUCUGGACAGCUGGCAGUCAUUUUACAGGGAACUUGCAAAAAAAUACCUUAUUGCAUUGGCCGGAGUUCAAAAUAGCAAUGAAGAUUUGGGACAUGAUCCUUCCACCAAAAGUGGCCCUGAACUUAAAUGCGUAGCUGCUGGAAGAGGCAUGUGUAUAGGAAUGUGCUAUUCAAAACCCGAGCAACUUCAUGACCUUAUUCAAGCAAGCAUUGAAUGUGGCCGAAUGACGCACAGUUACCCUGCAGGUUUCCUGGGUUCUCUAUGUACAGCACUGUUCACAUCAUAUGCUAUACAAGGGAAGCCUGUGUCUCAGUGGGGGCGAUUGAUGCUGGGUGUGAUGUCACAGGCAGAGAAAUACUGUAGAAAGAAGAUAGCCCUAUUUUCAGAUUAUAGUGAAAAUUGGUUUUACUUUGAAGCCAAGUGGCUGUUCUACCUCCAGCACAGAACAAUUGACAAAGACGGCUGUGACAAUCCUGUCUUUCCAGAAAACUACGAUGCCAAAGAAAGGCACAAGCUGUACAAACGUUGGAGUUCAGAGUCGUCUGGAAGAAGAAAGGGUCUUGAAAUUACACUCAUCAUCUAUGAUGCCUUGCUGGCUGCUGGCAAUGACUGGAACAAACUCUGUCAAAGGGCCAUGAUUCAUGGAGGAGACAGUGAAUCUACAGGUGCCAUAGCUGGAUGCUUGUAUGGCCUUUUGUACGGGAUUGAAAACGUUCCCAAAUGUAUCCUACAAAACCUGAGGUUAAAGGAACAGCUGGAAAGACUGGGCAAGGGACUGUACCAUGUUGCUCAUGGGGAAAGGUAA
This is a messenger RNA of Polyodon spathula (Mississippi paddlefish), 1097 nucleotides long. Its product is annotated as protein ADP-ribosylarginine hydrolase-like protein 1. The record is from RefSeq and is a predicted model, not a curated record. The transcript is spliced from 7 exons. Lineage: Eukaryota; Metazoa; Chordata; Actinopteri; Acipenseriformes; Polyodontidae. The coding region runs from base 81 to 1097 and encodes 338 amino acids.